AUGCCGUGGAAACAAGGAAUACUGGCUCCCAUUGUACGAGCGUUUCAUACCUCUGGGAUUUUGAACAUUUCAGGCCCAUCAAACGCUAUCCCUUCGUACGCUUUACCAUUACGGUUUGCACAGAAUAAUAUGACACAUUACGAAAUGCUAGGAAUAUCACCACUGGCAUCACAUCGAGAUAUAAAGCGUCGAUUCAAGCAGCUCUCCAAGGUUUAUCACCCUGACAUUGUCAAGGCCAAUCCAAAGUACGACGCCCUCAGCGAUGAGGAAAAGAAAAUCAACGAUGAGAAUUAUAUCAAAUUGGUGGCCAGUUACGAAAUCCUCUCCGAUGCCAAACGAAGGCUCACUUACGAUCUCAAGAUCAAGAAAUCUCCACAUGGUGGCUCGUCAUUCGGAGCUGGCACCCAUCAUGCCUCGCGGAGUGGAGAGUAUCGUAAUCAAUAUUAUGGCGAGGCCAAGUAUUAUUCUCGAUCCCGAGGAAGCCAUUAUUACUCUGCUUCGGGGCUUAACUUCUCAAGAAACCGGGUGCAUUACGGCGAGCAGUACAAUCCAAAUGUGAAGUCUACGUUCCAUGGUAUGCCUAAUAGUUCUUCCAAGUAUGAUGUGCCACAUUUCGAUUACGAUGCUCAUUUGAAGCAGCAGUUACGGAUUGAGGAGAUGCUAUUAAAGAGGAAAAUGGAACAGAUGGGAGAAGUUUUCGGGGAAGGCGCAGAAGAUAUGAUCAAUGGGGAUAGAAGGUAUCACAGUAUUUAUCAACGUCAACAAAAGAAAAAAGAAAGCGAAUAA
Saccharomycopsis crataegensis is the source of this 786-nucleotide messenger RNA. RefSeq names its product J domain-containing protein. The record is from RefSeq and is a predicted model, not a curated record. NCBI's taxonomy places the organism in Eukaryota, Fungi, Ascomycota, Saccharomycetes, Ascoideales, Saccharomycopsidaceae. The transcript has a single exon. The coding region runs from base 1 to 786 and encodes 261 amino acids.